This is a messenger RNA of Neolamprologus brichardi, 1117 nucleotides long. NCBI's taxonomy places the organism in Eukaryota, Metazoa, Chordata, Actinopteri, Cichliformes, Cichlidae. The record is from RefSeq and is a predicted model, not a curated record.
ACUCGGCCCUUCACCCGGUCUCUCUGGAUGUUAAGUAAUAACGGAGCCUCGUCUGGAUACAGGCCCAAACUCUUCAGCUCCAAGCUGUUGAGUCCGUCGGUGUCGUGUGGCUGUGGAGGACUGCACACAGAAGGUGACAAAGCUUUUGGCGACUUCCUGUCUGAUGAAAUCAAAGAAGAGAAGAAGAUCCAGAAAAACAAAAGUCUUCCUAAGGUGUCUGGAGGAUGGGAGCUGGAGAUGAAUGGCACAGAGGCUAAACUCACAAGAAGUGUUUCUGGAGAAAAAGUCACGGUCACAUUCAACGUCAACAACAGCAUUCCUCCCAACUUUGAGGAGGAAGGAGAACAGACACAGCAGAAACCAGCAGAAGAGGAGAUGAGUCACGGUGAGGGAGAAGAGGAGAGCGACAUCUUUGCCAUUCGAGAGGUCAGUUUUCAGCCACAGGGAGACUCAGAGUGGAAGGAGACGAGCUACAACCUCAACACAGACUCUUUGGACUGGGCCCUGUAUGACCAUCUGAUGGACUUCCUGGCUGACCGUGGGGUCGACAACACCUUCGCCGAUGAGCUCACGGAGCUGAGCACGGCCAUCGAGCAUCAAGAGUACAUCAAGUUCCUGGAAGACCUCCAAGGCUUUGUCAAAUGUAAUUAACCUUACUUCAGUGCACAUUCUGGGGGAGUUGGAGGUGAGAGGGACAGUAAGACGAAAGCACUCGGUGGUCCAUCGAUAUGUUUGAUGACCCUAAAAGACUGAUGAUGCCAUCGGCCAGCAGCUGUCACGCGGCUGCAGAUGUGCUUUUUGUGACGCUAUUUUUCUGUAGCUUGAGGUUCAGACACAAAUGUAUGAAAACAAGUGGUCAUGUGUAUAAUCUGCUUUGUUAGUCAAUAUUUAAAUAUUCUAACAGUUCUCAAGCCAGUAAUGGGACAAUUUGUCAAAGUGAGACGUUGAACAUUUCAAUAAAAAUCAUCUCUUGUGUAAAUGUGACGGCCUCUGAUUUUAAAGCGUGACCACCUCACUUUGAGUCUAAAGUGUGGCUGGCUGAGCAGAGUGUGGCCUUACUGUGAAUCAUGUUGGUCAGAGGAAGGAACGGCGCUGCUCAAUAAAACGGUUUAAUACA